AUGCCUCAACUAAACCCAAAUCCCUGAUUUUUUAUCAUGCUCUCCUCAUGACUCACUUUCUCCCUAAUCAUCCAACCUAAGCUCCUGUCAUUCGUAUCGAUAAACCCCCCAUCCCACAAAUCCACCACCAUCCCAAACACCACCCCCUGAGCCUGACCAUGAACCUAA
This is a messenger RNA of Passer domesticus (house sparrow), 168 nucleotides long. Lineage: Eukaryota; Metazoa; Chordata; Aves; Passeriformes; Passeridae. The record is from the annotation of a RefSeq genome assembly.